Cajanus cajan (pigeon pea) is the source of this 3135-nucleotide messenger RNA. RefSeq names its product ion channel POLLUX-like protein, putative (DUF1012). Lineage: Eukaryota; Viridiplantae; Streptophyta; Magnoliopsida; Fabales; Fabaceae. The record is from RefSeq and is a predicted model, not a curated record. Gene Ontology annotation, biological process: monoatomic ion transport.
AUUAUUAUUUUGCCACGUUAGUUGUUACAUUUUUCAUUCUCUCUCUUCCCAUCACUUUCUUCCUUUGAUUUUUGGUUUUUCAGGCCAUUCUUAUCUCUCUCACUCCAACAAGGAACUAUGCUUCUCCUUCACAUGCAGAGCUGUCAGCCAUGGAUUCUACAUCCAACACACACUCACAUCUCAUCAAUCUCCAACAAUUCCAGGAGACUUCACAGGAGGUAUAUGCCCUGCCACUUCAGCUUCAUCAAAUCUUCAGCCUUACAUGUGCGUGGUCUUAGAGGGCAUGGUGAAGGAAAUUAUUUAAUGAGUGAUCCAAACAGGGCACAGCUCACAAGUCUUAAAUUGUUUGCAUUUGUUAGAUCUGGGAGAUGGGAGGUUGAUUCUCACAGGUCAGAAGAUAAGUCAAAUUCCAACUCUAACAAUCGUGUCCCAGAAAAUUUGGGCAUCGAGUUUGUUUGGAUGAAGAAAAAUAAUAAUAGUUCUCAGGGUCCACAGGCUAGAAGCAUGAUACAAAUUAUGUCAAUGUACAUCAUACUGAGAUUGACCUAUAAGAAGUUGUAUGAUUUGAUGAUAAAAGUCGGCCAAGCAGUGGUUCCAUAUGUGUUUCAGACUCUUAGUGCAACAAGCUUACCUCUUGCUUGUGUUUCUAAUGCCUUGAAUAAACCAAAGCCUCUUAAUUUAGAUGUGUCCUUGCCUUCUUUUCAUGAUAUUAGAUGGAGCUUAGCACGGUUGUUAUACUUAUUUAACAUCCAACUUGAAAGAAAUGUUGCCACGUUCUUUGUGGUGCUCCUUAUAAUGUGCUUCUCAUUUGUGGUCAUUGGUGGUCUUCUGUUCUUCAAGUUCAGGGGUAACAAAAAUUCCCUGGAAGAUUGUCUUUGGGAAGCCUGGGCAUGUCUUUGUUCAUCAUCUACUCAUUUAAAACAAUCAACACGUGUUGAACGUGUUAUUGGCUUUCUUCUUGCAAUAUGGGGUAUAUUGUUUUACUCUCGACUUCUAAGCACGAUGACUGAACAAUUUAGGAGUAAUAUGCAAAAGCUCAGGGAGGGGGCUCAAAUGCAAGUUCUGGAGUCUGAUCAUAUCAUUAUAUGUGGGAUGAAUAGUCAUCUUCCCUUCAUAUUAAAGCAGUUAAAUAAGUAUCAUGAAUUUGCUGUCCGCUUAGGCACAGCUACAGCUAGGAAGCAGAGAAUCCUUCUUAUGUCUGAUCUUCCAAGAAAACAGAUUGAUAGAAUAGCUGACAAUAUUGCAAAAGAUUUAAAUCAUAUUGAUGUCCUUUCCAAGAGUUGCAGCCUUAGUUUAACAAAAUCAUUUGAAAGAGCAGCAGCCAACAAGGCACGUGCAAUAAUUAUACUGCCAACAAAAGGGGAUCGGUAUGAAGUUGACACAGAUGCAUUUCUUUCUGUUUUAGCCCUUCAACCAAUUCCAAAUAUGGAUUCUGUCCCCACCAUAGUUGAGGUUUCAACUUCCAAGACAUGUGAGUUGUUGAAGUCAAUAUCAUUAUUGAAAGUGGAGCCAGUAGAAAAUGUUGCAUCCAAAUUAUUUGUUCAAUGCUCUCGGCAGAAGGGACUUAUAAAGAUCUACAGGCACUUGCUAAAUUAUCGAAAAAAUGUAUUCAAUCUUUGCAGCUUGCCUAAUCUAGAAGGAAUGACAUAUAAGCAAAUAAGACAUGGAUUUCAAGAAGCCAUUGUAUGUGGUCUUUACCGGAGUGGGAAAAUAUACUUCCACCCAAAUGAUGGUGAAAUUCUGCAGCAAACUGACAAAGUACUGUUUAUUGGAUCCCUUCGGGAUACUAAAAAGCCAGAAGUUGUAACCCUUAAUGGGAAAGAAGGAAACCAUGGAAUUCAUAACAAGGAAGUACAAGAAAAGGAUGUGGAACAUGCCAUCAAAUUGGGUAAAAGACUUGCUAAUAUUGUAAAACGUCCUAAUAGAUCAGGUUCCAAGGCAUCAGAUGGGAAUGUUGGACCAAAAGAAUGCAUUCUUUUACUUGGGUGGCGCCCUGAUGUUGUCGAAAUGAUUCAAGAGUAUGAUAACUAUCUUGGUCCUGGAAGUGUUUUGGAGGUGUUAUCAGACACACCAUUGGAUGACAGGAUUAUUAGGUCAAGCAACAUCAAUGUCAAUGGUCAUAACAAACUCAAGAAUGUCCGAGUUUCUCAUAGGAUUGGGAAUCCCAUGGACUAUGACACCUUAAAGGAAACCAUUUUGAAUAUUCAGAACUCAUUAAAGAAUGAAGAUGUACCAAUGUCAAUUGCUGUCAUAUCUGACAGAGAAUGGCUUCUUGGAGAUCCAUCAAAGGCAGACAAGUUGUCUGCCUAUUCUCUCCUCCUUGCCGAAAAUAUCUGCAACAAACUUGGAGUUAAGGUGCAAAAUCUAGUUGCAGAAAUUGUUGAUUCAAAGUUGGGGAAACAGAUUACUAGAAUUAAGCCAUCAGUGACCUACAUUGCAGCAGAGGAAGUUAUGAGUCUUGUAACAGCUCAAGUGGCCGAGAACAGUGAACUGAAUGAAGUUUGGAAAGACAUACUAGAUGCAGAGGGAGAUGAAAUUUAUGUCAAGGAUAUUGACCUAUACAUGAAAGAAGGAGAGAAUCCAUCAUUUUCUGAGCUUUCCGAGAGAGCAUAUUUACGGAGAGAAGUAGCUAUAGGAUACGUGAAGAACAAGAAAAAUGUAAUCAACCCAGUUCCCAAGUCUGAACCCCUCUCUCUUGAAAUGAGUGACUCCUUGAUAGUCAUAUCUGAGCUGGAAGGAGAGCAACCAGUGGUUUUGUAAUGCUGAAAGCUUUUUAAUCAUGUGAAGAAAAGUUUUGGAAAACUCUGCCCCCCAAAAUUUGGGGCCAUUCAUUUUGAUGAUUGCAUCCAGGUGAUUGAUUGCUAUUUGGGAUGAUGUUUUAGGACUUGACUUUCAGUGAACAUGUUCUAGGAAUCUAUUUAUCUACCAACUAUGUCAAGUCAAGUCUUGCUGGUCAAAUUGUUACUGCUCCUGUUUGCCACUUAUUAGUUCACUCAUACUAGAUCAAUGUUCAGCUUCUCGGGUGCAGAAAAUGGAAGAAAUGUAUUUCUAAUAAUUCUAUUGCUAUAUGAUGGAUUUUUAUAAACCAAAGUUCCUCUGCAAUAAUCAUAAAUAAAAAAGAGUAGACUUAACUAA